Molecule: messenger RNA, 3337 nt
Organism: Siniperca chuatsi (mandarin fish)
Lineage: Eukaryota; Metazoa; Chordata; Actinopteri; Centrarchiformes; Sinipercidae
Gene: bnip3lb
Product: BCL2 interacting protein 3 like b
Exons: 7
Coding region: 121-1014 (297 amino acids)
Biological process (GO): defense response to virus; mitochondrial outer membrane permeabilization; positive regulation of apoptotic process
Cellular component (GO): nucleus; mitochondrial envelope; mitochondrial outer membrane
Source: RefSeq, a predicted model, not a curated record
GUCCUGUGUACGUGUGUGCACGCACGCCUCUUCCACAUGGGCAAAUUGAGCUAGCACCAUUCACCAGAUGCCGUAUUGUUUGAAUUUCUACUGUCGAUCGAUAAUCGAUGCAAAUAAUUCAUGCGUACCAUAGCGUGUGCGGGUGUUUUUUUUUCCCCUGCUCGUUAUGUAAUUCGACUUCCUCUCCCUCGUUAUCAACGGGACAAUCUGACGUCAUCACCCAGCAUCUGGGGGGGUGUGAGCAGCUCGCGGCUGCUGCUUCGAGACCAGCUAACGGACGAAAAACAAACUAGCUUAACUAGCCGCUCUCUGAGAAACGGGGAAGAAGGCGACUCGGGCACAACGAUGUCCGACGCUGCUAACACUACUACAGACAACAACGGGGACUCCGGGCUAAACGGGUCCUGGGUAGAGUUGGAGAUGAACAGAGGCACUGCCGGAUCAGUCCCAUCAUCCUCCACAGAUGGCCCGGCCCCAGGCCUGCUGCCCCUCCCUCAGGUGGAGGAAGAGGAGGCCAUGGUGGGGGGGCUGGAGCACGUCCCGUCAUCGUCCUCGAUCCACAAUGGAGACAUGGAGAAGAUCCUGCUGGACGCCCAGCACGAGUCGAGCCGCAGCAACUCCUCCUGCGACAGCCCUCCGCGGCCCCACAGUCCCCAGGAUGACGGACAGAUCAUCUUUGACGUGGACAUGACCGGCAGAAGAGACAGCCAAUCAGAAGAGGACGUCUUGGACAAGGAGAGGGACAUGGACAUCCUGAUGAAGGACGCAGAUUGGGUUGCGGACUGGUCUAGUCGACCGGAAAACAUUCCCCCCAAGGAGUUUCAUUUCCGUCACCCUCGACGCUCGGUAACACUCAGCAUGAGGAAGACCGGGGCCAUGAAGAAAGGAGGCAUCUUCUCAGCCGAGUUCCUCAAAGUCUUCAUCCCCUCGCUGCUGCUAUCACACAUCCUGGCUCUGGGGCUGGGAGUCUACAUCGGAAAGAGGUUGACCACGCCACCCGCCAGCUCUUUCUGAACCUGGAACUGAAGAAAAGUGCCUGAGAAGUGGCCAUAAGUUGUUGGAGAAAGAUUUGCUGUCAUGAGAAGAAUGCCCAUCACUCCUCCCUCUGUCCCGCCUGCGUGCCCCCCCCCCGCCCCAAAUCCCUGAGAUAUGACAUGUUCUCAGGAGAAAUACCAUUUCCUCUCUCUCCCCUCCUUCCCCACCCUUUUUUUCUUGAUCGCUGUUCUCCGACUGUUUGUAGAUAUCCCCUCUCUCCCCCCUUAUAUCCUUCACUCAUUUGUAUAAGCUUUUCAAAGAAUAAAUAGGGUCAUAUUUCCCUUUCCCCAGCGAUUGGGUUUCAGUGUUUAUAACGGGGGGGUUUUCAGGGAGCGUCACAGCAUCAAACCAAACUCUUCUAUUACAUAUGCUGUCCCAGUGCCCUUUGAUUAUCUGACAACAAGGGAGUACUGUCCAGUUUUAGAACUGACCACAGAUUGUACCACCAACAUGAGUAGCCCAACACUCGAUCUCAAAAGGGUGUGACCACAUUCAGAGUUGGCUACACGAACAGAAGAAGUGAUCAUGCCUUUUUUGAAAGUAGCCAUUUUGUUCAUUUUCUAUAGGUAACAGGAUCUUUUUUAUUUUUAUUUUAUUUUACAACAGUGGUGGUUUAUUGAAAAGUUGUAAUGAUGAAAGGAGUUAUAGUUGCCAUCCCAAACCACAAGUGCUCACGAAUUGCACUGGGGGAGUCUCUGGCUCUGUCUGCCAGACGAGAGAGAGAUUUAUGUGACUUUUUUUUUUUUUUUUCACCUUUUCUGUGAUGAAAACUAGUAAUGAAAAUCUAUUCAGUUGUGCAUCUGAAUGAAUAUUUUUGCAAAGUGACAAUAACUGGAAACCAAGGUGUAGAUGUGUGCAGGCAGGCAGUGUGUCCCUUACAGUGUGUACACUAACAGUAUUUUGUGGUUGGGUCUUGGGUAACGGCACUGCACGGUCCAGAAAGGUUCAGUCGUCUGUACAAACAGUCUGUGUCCACUUUGUCCUUCCACUUUUACUCCAGAUUGGACUGGAUUUACAUUACACAGUACUCCUAUUGUUUCUUCUUUUUUUGGUGAUUUUUAAGUCAUCAAAAAGGAUUUGACAUUUGCUUUGAGGACGUUUUUGAGUAAUUUUAUUUACAAAAAAUGCAAGUAUUUCAUGAAAGAUAAAUGUUACACUUGAAAUAAUUUACUUUUACUCCGAAAAUUGUUUUCAAAGCCGCUAUCUUUGAGGAAAAAUGUCCAGUGGUAGCCAGCCCUGCAUUCUAACACUCCCAACAAAACAAGCAGAGAUACUUCAUCAAGCUGCAGAUGAAGGGAACUGAUUCCAGGGUCAGUCUGAGUUUGAACUGGCAGAUAGUACCAGGUGAACCUCAUGGAAGGGAGGUUUGUUUUUACCUAACAAGGCUUUACUUUAUGCGUAAACACAGGUACUUGGCUUGCAUAUUCGGUACAGCGUGAUUGAAAAGCUUGAUACCAGACAUUGGCUUCACUGCAGUAUGUCUGAGGUUGGACUGACCAGAGCCAGACCUGCGUCAAAUAAUAUUUGAUUUAGAAGUUCAGAUCUCAUCGAAAGCCAGAUCCUGAGAAGUUAUUCUUUAUUUCUGCAGGACAUACAAGGGUGUUUUUUGUUGCAAAGUCACCCCAACCAGAAGUAAAUAAUUCCUAGAGAUCUGAUAUUUCAGUUAUUCAGGAGUAAAUUAACUCUUUUUUUGAGCAUUUGCAGGUUUUCAUCCGAUAAUUGGCUUGUUGUGGACUACUUUGUUGACAGAUGUACAGAUUUUGACAGCUACUUGAAGUAAAGGUAGAACUAGCCUCUCCCAUGACAUAAUUCCGCUGCAAAUACUAUUUGAACCAGCAGGUCGACUAUUUUUUGCUUUACCUCUUAUGACAGACUCUUAACUACCGACAGUGACUCGGGUAUUGUCUCCAUUUCAGCCACAGCGGUACUGCACACGACAUACAUGUCUCUGCCUGUGUUUGUACAUGCAGCGUUUGACAGCGAUACUUUGGAUUGUUAUUUCCUGUUUUGGUUUGUUUUGAGUUGUGUGUCUUUUGUUUUUUCCAGAUGUAGCAGAAAGAUUGUGAACGCCCAGAGCGGUAGUCAAGCUAGACAUGGGUUGUGUUUCAAAGUGUGAAAAUAAAACCCCCAUUGUUGAUGGCAGGGCCUGAUGGGAAAUGGAAGGUCUGGAGAGAUUUCCCUCAGGCUGCGAUGGUCGAAGUAGUAGUUAUUGUAAUGAUGCAUUUGCUUUGAUUUUCUUUUUCCCACUACAUUGGAAAAAUUGAUAAACAUUUUGUCAUUAAAGAUAACCUGAAUGAAGCUA